Molecule: messenger RNA, 1785 nt
Organism: Amorphotheca resinae ATCC 22711
Lineage: Eukaryota; Fungi; Ascomycota; Leotiomycetes; Helotiales; Amorphothecaceae
Exons: 4
Coding region: 1-1785 (594 amino acids)
Biological process (GO): transport
Molecular function (GO): transporter activity
Source: RefSeq, a predicted model, not a curated record
AUGCUCUCGAUCAAUACAACAUGUAAUGCGACACUGGAUGAUAUGCGGAUUGGAGCCUCUGAAGUCCCAGUCGCUGGGUCCCUGACUUUCCACGAUCUGGGAAUCAUAAUCGCAGCAGCAUCUACAUUAAUAUCCAUUCUGUUCUCCUUCUACUUGAUGUGGAUGCACGCUCUCCACUACACAAAUCCUGACCAGCAAAGACACAUAAUCCGUAUUCUGUUCAUGGUACCAACCUAUUCAGCCGCCUCGCUGCUCGCCUUCUGGUACUACUGGCAUGCCAUCUACUUUCAGGUCAUAUCCGAAUGUUACGAGGCCUUUGCGAUCGCCUCAUUCUUCGCUCUCCUCUGCCACUACAUCGCACCGACUCUCCACGACCAGAAGGCUUAUUUCCGCGGCAUUCAACCAAAGGACUGGGUCCUUCCGAUCUCAUGGAUGAAGAAAUGCUGCGGGGGAGAGAGGGGGCCAUGGCGAACGCCAAGGAGCGGAUUGACCUGGUUCAACAUCAUCUGGACGGGCGUUUACCAAUACUGCUUCAUCAGGGUCUCCAUGACCAUCACUGCGGUGGUCACGCAGUACUUUGGUAAAUACUGCGAGUCUUCCAACUCCCCUGUAUUUGGACAUAUCUGGAUCCUCGUCAUUGAGGGUGCUUCGGUCACUGUGGCCAUGUACUGCCUAAUCCAGUUCUACGUCCAACUUCGAGUGGAUCUCGCCUCCCACCAUCCGUUCCUGAAAGUUGUCUCCAUCAAGCUGGUGAUCUUCCUCUCCUUCUGGCAAUCCUUCUUGAUCAGUAUCCUCACCUCUACAACACUGGAUGUAGUCAAGCCUUCGAGCAAAAUCGCUUACCCCGAUCUGAAAGUCGGCAUCCCAUCCCUGCUUCUCUGCAUCGAGAUGGCCAUCUUCUCCUUCCUCCACCUCUUCGCAUUCCCGUACAAGCCUUAUUCGAAGGGAAUACAGCCCUCCAAGUACCCUCUCUCGUCGGGCUUAUCUGUCAUUUCAGGCUCAGAUGCCAUUGGGCCUAAGCAGGGCGGUUUCCUCGGUCUCAAGGCCUUCGUAGAUGCAUUGAACCCGUGGGAUCUGGUGAAAGGCUUCGGACGUGGAAUGAAAUGGUUAUUUGUCGGCCGGAAACACCGUGAGAAUGAUCCUUCAUACAAGAACCAGCCAUUCAGCUUCGGUGCCCUUGCCCCUGACAACGACCACGAUAUGACUCUAGGCGAGACUGGAGCAACGGAUGGUGGAUAUAGGGGAGCAGGUCUACCUAUCGCGAAUGAAUUCCGCAAGAAUACCUUCGGAAUGCCGAACACAACAGCCCAGGAUGAGGAGGGCGUUGGUCUGAUCGCUCAUGCACAACCCAACCCCUUGGAUCCAGGCAGUUCGAAUUACGUCCCCACACAUCAGCGCUAUGAUUUGAACGGGCAGGAUAUAAGUACAGAAGGUACAAGAUACGACUUGCCAUACGGGGGAAGUCCAGAGCGCCUCCUGGGGAGGAAUCCAACCCCCGGCCAAAGCAUGGGCGAGUCACCCUACGGAAGGCUUCCUGAUCACCCCGAUCCACCCUACCCGAUCGGCCGAGGGGCAGGUAUCGGGAUGGCCAUCGAUGAACCAGAACCCUACCAAAGCCACGUCCCGUCCUCCCAAACCUAUCUCGAGCAGCGGCGAGCCGCGCGGCAAAACCCAAGCGAGCAAUGGAUGAACUCGAGUCGACCCGUAACACCCCCGAGAGCCCAAGGCACAGAGCUCUUCCUCAACGACGGGCGGCCGGCGCGGCAAGGCGGAAACGUGAUGUGA